CCCCCGGCGGCCGCUCCGGCUGGGGCUCGCCGGCCGGAGAGUUUCGCACCCGGCUGGGAGAUGCCGCGCGGGCUCCUUCUCCUCGCAGAUUUGCAGCCAACAUAAUGCUGAAGCUCCCAACUUGGAACAAGGAUUUCACAGAAUGGCACAGACAGAACCUAACCUGGACCAUGACAUAUCAUGGUUCCUCCUUCCAUCAUGCUGGGCUAAGACUGUUGUGGCAUUAAUAUCCUUCCUCUGCUUUGCUAACAGCUAUGAUGGAGAUUUUGUCUUUGAUGAUUCUGAAGCCAUCAUCAAUAAUAAGGACCUCAGGGCAGAAACCCCACUUGGUGACCUGUGGCAUCAUGAUUUUUGGGGUAGCAAACUCAGCAGCAAUACCAGUCAUAAGUCGUAUCGACCACUUACUGUCCUAACUUUCAGAAUUAAUUAUCUUUUUGCUGGAGGCUUCUACCCAGUUGGUUUCCAUGUCAUCAAUAUCAUACUGCAUUGUACUAUCUCAGUGUUGAUGGUUGAUGUGUUCUCAAUAUUAUUGGGUGGAUUGCAAUUCACUAAUAAAGGAAGAAGACUAAACCUGGCUCCAAAGACAUCUCUUCUAGCUGCUUUGCUGUUUGCUGUACAUCCAGUGCACACUGAAUGUGUUGCAGGGAUUGUUGGCAGAGCAGAUCUACUAUGUGCCCUGUUCUUUUUGUUGUCAUUCCUUGGCUACUGUAAAGCGUUUAGAGAAAAUAAGGAAGGACAUAAUUUUUCUGUAUUCUGGGUGCUGGUGAGUGUUCUCCUAGGUGCAAUAGCCAUGCUGUGCAAAGAGCAAGGAAUUACAAUACUGGGUUUGAAUGCAGUGUUUGAUGCACUGGUGAUUAACAAGUUAAAUAUUUUGGAGUUCAUUCAAAAAUUACUACGUAAGGACAAGUUAAUGGAGAGUGCUGGUCUGCUAAGAAAGGGGCUGCUUUUCAGAAUAACUCUUCUGAUGUCUGGAGGGGCUGGUAUACUUUAUAUACGCUGGAGGAUUAUGGGCACAGGGCCACCAGCUUUUACUGAAGUAGACAAUCCAGCUUCAUUUGCAGAUAGUUUGUUUGUGAGAGCUAUAAACUAUAAUUACUACUAUUCGCUGAAUGCAUGGUUGCUGUUGUGUCCCUGGUGGCUGUGCUUUGAUUGGUCAAUGGGUUGCAUACCCCUCAUUAAAUCCGUCAGUGACUGGAGGAUAAUUGCACUAGCAGCACUUUGGUUCUGCCUAAUUGGCCUGAUAUGCCAAGCUCUGUACUCAGAAGACAGCUAUAAGAGAAGAAUUCUUACACUGGGACUUGGAUUUCUUAUUAUCCCUUUUCUUCCUGCAAGCAACCUGUUCUUCCGUGUAGGAUUUGUUGUUGCAGAGAGAGUCAUCUACCUCCCCAGUAUUGGCUAUUGCAUUCUGUUUACAUAUGGAUUUAGUCUCUUGAGUAAGCAAGCCAAGAAAAAGAAAAUUCUUGCUGUGGCAGUACUUGGAAUCUUACUGAUGAACAUUAUGCGCUGUGCACUCCGCAGCAGUCAGUGGAGGUCAGAAGAACAGCUUUUUAGGAGUGCACUGUCUGUAUGCCCUCUCAAUGCAAAAGUACACUACAACGUUGGCAAAAACCUGGCUGACAAAGGAAAUCAAAGUGCUGCAAUCAAAUACUACAGAGAAGCUGUAAGGCUGAACCCUAAAUACGUACAUGCCAUGAACAACCUUGGAAAUAUUCUGAAGGAAAGAAAUGAACUCCAAGAAGCAGAAGAGUUGCUGUCCUUAGCUGUACAAAUACAACCUGAUUUUGCUGCUGCAUGGAUGAAUCUGGGAAUAGUACAGAACAGCUUAAGAAGGUUUGAAGAGGCAGAGCAAAGCUACUGGACAGCAAUUAAACACAGAAAAAAGUACCCAGAUUGUUACUACAAUUUAGGGCGGUUGUAUGCGGAUUUGAAUCGCCAUGUAGAUGCAUUGAAUGCUUGGAGGAAUGCUACAGUUCUGAAACCAGAGCAUAGUUUGGCUUGGAACAAUAUGAUUAUAUUGCUUGAUAACACAGGCAAUCUAGCUCAAGCAGAGGCAGUUGGAAGAGAGGCCCUGGAGUUAAUACCUAAUGAUCAUUCCCUUAUGUUUUCUCUGGCAAAUGUACUGGGGAAAUCACAGAAAUAUAAGGAAUCUGAAGCUUUGUUCCUCAAGGCAAUUAAAGCCAAUCCAAAUGCUGCCAGUUAUCAUGGUAAUUUAGCUGUGCUUUAUCAUCGCUGGGGAAAUCUUGACUUAGCAAAGAAGCACUAUGAAGUCUCUCUGAAGCUUGAUCCUAUGGCACCUGGGACCAAGGAAAACUACAAUCUCUUAAGAAGAAAACUGGAGCAAUUGCAAAGGAAAGGCGGUGCCUGAUAUUUCUUUUCAGGUUGUCCAUGCAUGCCCUUUACUAUUAGUGUUACGUGGUUACUCCUGACCAUGUAAAGGAUUCAGUCAUCGUUUCUCAAAAAGAACAACACCAGCAGUGCACACUUGGAUGUCCAGUUAUGCCCUCCUGCAGAUUCUAACAUUUCAGCUGGAGUUUGGAGAUCUUUUUAUUUUACUCUUGAACUGCAUUUUGAAGUUCCUUAGAACACUUUUGUAGGUAUACGAAGGCAAUGCAGAUGGAAUUUCACAGCUGUGAAAAAAAUAGCAAUAUUUGCUUUCACUUGCAAUUUGAUAUCUUCAUCUGACUUUUUUAGUAGCAGGAUGAAUAUCAGAAGGCAGAUUUAUUUCUGAAAGCGUUUCUGGAAAAAGUGCAAUUUCCUGCUUAAAUACUGAUCAUUUCUAGUAUGAAGAAUAUCUGUCCACUUCAGUUUUAUUACUGCUUUCUACUGCUAGUCCUACAGAGCCAGUAGAAGAAUGGAUUCUAUCUGGCAGUCUAAUCUUGUAAUUUGAGUUAUGCCUUGUUUCUUGUUUCUGGCUCCACCCUUUGAACUGCAGGAUUUGUACAGGUGAAAAUGUGCACCAUAAAAGGUUUGUGAGCCACCAAGCUGCUGAGAUACGCUCAAGUGGAGGAAAUACUCCUGGAUUUAAGACAAGAUUUUAGCAAGCAGCAAAUGGAAAAGAAAGAAGUGUCAGAUGUCAGAGGAGCAAGCUAGAGUUUCUGUUCUUCAGGUAACCUCAUCUAGUGUAGACAGGUUGGGCCACAAGUCAGAAUUCCUUUAGCUCUUGCAGCAAGUCAGUGGUCUAAAUACAGUAUCGCAUCCACGGGAGCUGAUUCUCGUUGUCUGAGGCACUGCAGUGCUUUUUGAUUGAGGACGUAACACCUUCUAGCUCCUACAUUGUUGGUAAGAAAGAGAAUUUCUGUGGGCAGACAAUCUGACCUUGACUGAUAAGGUAUUAAGUGGAAGGAACUGUGAUAAACCUUUGUCUAACCGUGGCUGCUGAGUUUGCUGAAAUCAGUUAAGUAAGCGUAGCUGUUAAUGUGUAAACUGAUCACGUUGAUGCGGGGUGAUUCAGAGAGGGGCACCAAUUGAUACAGUGUCAUUUUUCAACUUGCUGUGAUGUGUUUAAACUCUGGCUGUCCAGAGUUGUAUUUUCUUUUGCUAGUAUUUAUAUUCCUGCUUCAGGGAAUGAUCUCAUGUCUAUUUUCUUAUUUGUUUGCUUGUUUUUUCAGAUUGGAUGACUUCUAUUGGAUGUGAAAACUGAGGAACUUAGGCUCUUUUUUGUAUUUUGUUAUUCUUUCUUUUUAUCCCUGUAGGAAGACAUUGAUUAAUGUAGUAUUUGCAGCUUUCCUAAUUAGUGCAAUGGUUAUUCAACCACACACAACUCAUCUGCAAGUGUGUGGAACCAUUUAAAAUGUUGGGGAAAUGCCUGCCACAGGACAGGCUGUCGCAUGAACUUGUCAUCUGACUACCAUGUAAACAUUCUACAUCUAGACUGUGUCUUGAACCUGCAGUAGGCUAACUUUUGAAAAUGACAGUUGAUUCAAGAACCAGUGUGUCUGCAGAGCUCACUAAGCAUCCUCCAACAAAGUUAGUCUGGGCACCAUAAGUAGUGCAGCUGCUUCAGUGUAAUAUUCUUUCCUGAGUAACUACAAAUCUAGCCAGCAAGGCUGUGGCAGUGAUACUGCACAAAUUUGGCUUUGAAUGAAUUAAUAUGCCUGCAUUGCACAUGCACAAAUCUUAUAUUUGCCACGCUGAUUUUAGCUGAAGUACCAGAGGCAUGCAUUUGUAUUAAUGCAGUGCUCCUCUCCUGCUACCAUACUCUGUUUCUCAGCAAGACUAAUUUAUUCAUGUAGGAUACCAACUUUGGUGCAUUGUUUUCAUUUCUUCUGGUUUUGCACCAGUAUGGCUUCCCAUCUUCUGACAACCAGUAUAGUUCAGUCUUUACAGUUGAGCUUUCAUAUCUGAAAUGUGCUGAAAUAGAUAAACCCUUCAGUACAGACUUCUAAGGCUUUCCAUGCAGCUUAGCAUGCGUUGGAUAUAGAGACUUCAGUCAUAAGGUAUUAAAGGGUUGGGAUCUGGCUAGAUCCCAAAACUAGCAGAAAAUAGAUGUUUAAUAUAAUCAAGUCUUUUCUGUAUAUUUGGAAUAUGACAUUGAGUUUAAAUUAUUAUUCUCAUCAUGAAGUUCAUAUGUAUAGUUGUCCCUGUUGCCUACUGGGUUAGCUUUACAGAAAUCCGGUAGAUCGAUAUUAUAUAUGGGGUCUGAAUUCUCUGUGGCUCAUUACAAACCAAAGUUGUUGCAGAAAUUCCUGUGUAGAAAUCACUUUGUUCUACUCGAGUCCUAUAUGGAAGAGGCAUGCUAACAAAUUGAACACUUUGUUGGCACUUGAAAAUGGUGUUUACUCUUCAAUACAGACAGUGUGAUUUAUUCUUGAUUAGUUUUCUGGGAACCUAUUGUAUUAUUAUGUGUGGGACUAUUUGUUUUAUAUCAUUUUUUUUAGUGCUGUAUAAGUUCAUUGUGAUUACUUGUAUGAGAGUAGUAACGAUACUCUUAUGAGUGAGCAUAAUGUUGAAGCAUACUUUGGGUUUGAAAGAAGCAAACUGUUUUUGUUGUUGUUGUUUUAUUUUCAGAAUUAUUUUGAGAGAGAAACAGUUAUAAUGUUAGCUUUCUUCUUAUUUUCUCAUACCUCAUAACAGGCUCCUGGAAUGGUGCAGAACACAUACUAUGGAAGAGAGAAAGGUUUAGAAAAAAGUGGGUUUGAAUGUAGCUGUUGUUACAGUCUGUAUUUCCAGCAUGCUGGAUUUUUUUCUCCAUGUUGCCUUUCCACCAUUGACAAUUAUGGAAGACUAAUGUUUCCUUCGUAUCAGCUGACAUUAAAUCAAGAAACAUGGAUAUUCUUAGUUUUUCCAAAGCUUGCUUGUUCAAAUACAGUUCUGAAGACAUACUCAAUGAUUCAAUGCACAAAUGGCUACUACGCAUUACAGCCUAUUUUCACCAAAAACUUCCAAGAGAAUUCCAUAAUUUUGUUUCUCUUGUGUUUAGUACAAUGUCGUGUACAUGAAGUUUCCUCUUAUUUAAUUCAUACUUAGGUUUUAGAGAUUUGGGUUGUGUGUGUAUGAGCACUCAGAAAUAAAAAUCUUCAAUACUUCUGAAUGGUUUGCUACAAAUAUUGGGCUCUGUUAAUUGCAAUUUCCACCACGUUUUAGACAUCUGUAUCUGAGCUGUUCAUUCUAGUUUUUCUGUAAUAGGAAUAAAACAGGUAAUAUGAAAUAUGGUUCAUCUCUUAAAGAAAAGGAUGUGAGGCAUCGUGUAUUUGAAACAGAUAUUCCUCACUACCUUCAAAGGGUUACUAAGAUUAUCUGCUCAUAUAUAUUAAGAAAACCUCUGCCUCUUUCGGGUGGAUUAAUCUGGUCUUCUCUUCCACCAUCCUUUGCACAAAGAAUAUUAAAAGACUGGCUUUGGGGCAAACUGGCAGGUAUUUGCCUUGAGAGUCAGUUAUAGCGACUGGAUGAGGGAAUGGGAUAAUACAAAUUAGAAGAGUUUUGGUCUCUGCAGACAGUUAAACUUAAGAGAUAGAUAAAGCAUCUGAAUGACAAAUCUCUCUCUACGCAGUGCAUUGGGGUUCAGUUCUAUCUAUGGUUAGCUUGUCUGUGAUCACAAUAAAUGAUAACAACUUACUGUUAAAUUGACUUCUUGUCGUUGUUCACUGUUUUAUAAGCAAUUUAAAGCAACUGUAAAUUUACAAAAAUGAGAUUUCCUUAAAUUGAAGUUGCUAUUUCAAGCUGCAACUGUUAGAAUGUCAAAUGUGAUAGUGUAGCCCGUGUAUGUUUGGGGUUUUUUUACAUUAAAUAUGUUAAAAUUUU
Lagopus leucura (white-tailed ptarmigan) is the source of this 6240-nucleotide messenger RNA. RefSeq names its product transmembrane O-mannosyltransferase targeting cadherins 4 (gene TMTC4). Gene Ontology annotation, molecular function: protein binding; mannosyltransferase activity. Gene Ontology annotation, biological process: protein O-linked glycosylation via mannose; endoplasmic reticulum unfolded protein response. The record is from RefSeq and is a predicted model, not a curated record. The transcript has 18 exons. The coding region runs from base 143 to 2365 and encodes 740 amino acids. Gene Ontology annotation, cellular component: endoplasmic reticulum. NCBI's taxonomy places the organism in Eukaryota, Metazoa, Chordata, Aves, Galliformes, Phasianidae.